GUGAGCUAUGUGGAUGUCCAGAUUGUUGAGGAGAACCCCAUUCUCUUCUACUGUGUCCAGCCCUCUGGGAAGAGGGACUUCUACUCGACCGAGUAUCUGUUCUUCAGGGAUCCUGCAGUUGUGGAGAGCUCCGAGCAGGCCCGGAUGGUGCACUCUACGCCAUCGAAGUUUCUGUCUACACGGUCAGGCUCCGAAAGAUCCACGCUUGUUCUGCACACCUUCAACGAAGACCAAUACAAGAACUUCAGCAGAGGCAGGGCUGUUGAAAACUUCGAGAUAGUGACGGUGUACAGCACAGUGCUUGGUGCGGAGCUGACGGACUCGGACCUGUACAUACACACGCCCAAUGGCAUUAUCCACUACACCAUUCUUGACUCGAAGAGGCUCAUGCUCAACUGCCGGACACAGGAGGUGUAUCAGAUGUACAGGAACUACGGCGAUGUUGAGUUUAUGGUCAGGUAUUUCCAGCUGCUGACCGAGAAUGAGGACGUGAGCAAGCUGGAUGGGCUGUGCAGGAACGACAGCAUUAGGAGCCAUGCUCUUUUUGUGUGGAUUUACACGCUAGUCAGGCCGGUGUGGCGGAUGGAUCUUAGCCAGCUGAAGGCCUCGGAGGAGUCCCUUGCACACGAGGCGGUCCUGGACGACGUCGUCAAGAAGUUGAAGAUCCUGAAGCAGAGGAUAUCUCCUGGAUACGACGCGGCCAGGGGUUUCAUAGACGAGUUCGUCCAGACGUAUUUUUAUAUUUCGCUCCUUCUAGACUACAACAUUCCGUUCAAGGAGACGUUCGAGUCGAUACUAACCCGAGACGGCGACUUCAAAACACUCUCGCUGAAGAGUCUUCUGGAUGCAUUUACCGCCAGCGAGUCGAUUGAGCCGCUCCUGAAGACAAUGCAGAAUGGCUGCCCGAUGUACUUGCCCCUGGAAAACAUUAAUCUGCAAAGAGGCCUGCAGCUGAUCAGAAAGGACGACAGGGAGUCGCUUCUGAGGUCGCUGGGCUUUCUCUCGCAGGCAAAGUUUGAUCACGGGGUAGUCCACAAGUUCAACGAGCUGCGGUUUUUCUACGGAAGUGUCUUCUUGAUCCGUGAAAAGUUCGACUUUGACUAUGAGACUGCAGUUUCGCUGUUUGCCGAGUCUGUGAAGUGCAAGAGGGCGCUUGAGCACGGGCUCGAGGAUGCCAGAGAGGCCUUUCUCUAUCCGUUCUUUGAAUCGGUGCUCCGCCUUGAGGCCUUUCUGCCCUGUGUUUGCUGCGACUCAACGCCUGGCUCUGUUGAUCUGCUGUCGAUCAAGAAUCCCAUGUUCAGCAUGUUUCUGAAGGAUCAGAUGCAUAAGAACGAGAGGGCAUGCAGCCUCUAUUGGAAGUACCUGUUGGUGCGGAACGAGAAGGUUGAGGCUGUCCAGUCUCUGAUCAAUCUUUCCCAGCGAGCAGAUCUGCCGCUGGCCAAAAAAGUAGACUUUCUGCAGACAGCGCUUUCGAUCUCCACAGGCACGCUUCUGAACUCGGAGGUCAAGCUCCGUCUAAAGCUGUAUGAAAUCCAGGCCGAGCUUAUGAGUAGAGUUCCGUCGCUCAGAACGCCUGUUCUCCUUGACUCAGACACGCUGUACAACGAUUACUGCCAGGGACAGAAUGACCUGAAGAUUAAGAUUCUUGAUGCCAUUGGCUUCCGAGACGAGAAGGUGCAGAAGGAUCUCUUUGAGGCGUACUUCAGAGACUUGCCUCUGCGUGAGUGCUUUCUUUUUCUUGGCGAGCUGUCGAACAAAAGGCUGGGCGUGGUUUUCGACAUUCUUGUGAAGAAGGUCAGGCCGUCGGAGAUGGACUUCUGUGGUGGAUUGGUCGUGGCCGGGUUUGAGUAUGACGAGAUUAUUAGUUUUGUGAAGAGUUCUCUCAGCUCGAAUGCCCACCCCGAAAUUAAGGUUGAGCUGCUGAAAAGCCUAAAGGUUUUCUCAAAGUUUGGCGAGUACAAGGAGUGUGAGAGGCUGUGCGAGAAGGACUUUGGAAUCAGGGUUUGCAAAUGA
Molecule: messenger RNA, 2013 nt
Organism: Vittaforma corneae ATCC 50505
Lineage: Eukaryota; Fungi; Microsporidia; Nosematidae
Exons: 1
Source: RefSeq, a predicted model, not a curated record